Molecule: messenger RNA, 1257 nt
Organism: Lodderomyces jiufengensis
Lineage: Eukaryota; Fungi; Ascomycota; Pichiomycetes; Serinales; Debaryomycetaceae
Exons: 1
Coding region: 1-1257 (418 amino acids)
Source: RefSeq, a predicted model, not a curated record
AUGAGUUCUCCAACCACUCCACUUAAAAUUAAAUUUUCAAAAUCAUCACCAUUACAUAUUACAAAAACUCCAAUACCCAAUGAACCCAGGUACAUACAGCAAUCACCACAUAGUCCAUUAUUCCCCAUAGAAAUAAACGAAUCACCUAUAGUAAAAGCAUCAUCAAUAAGUCCAAACGUCAGUCUUAAUGCACCUCAUCAAAAUAAUGAAUUUAGUCCAAUUAAUCCACUACUACAAACUAGCAAUGAAGACAGUAUAUCAUUAUAUGAUUCAGAAGAUGAAACAUCAACAUUAAUGGAAAAUAAAAUUUUGGCAUCAUCACCACCAGAUGAAGAAGUCUUGUUGUACAAUAAAAAUUUUAAUAUUAAUAAGAAAUCAUCAUUUUCUUCAAUAAUUAGUAAUUCUAAUUUUAUUAAAGAACAAUUACAAGAUAUUGAAGAUUUACAUUAUAAAUUAAAUAAUAAUUUUAAUUAUUUAGAAAAUGAAAUUUUAUUGAUUAAAAUUCAAAAUAAUGAAAUCGAGGAUAGUAUUGUUAGAUUAAACUAUAGUCAAACAAAUUUAUUAAAUAAAAUUGAAUGUUUAAGUAAUGAACUUCAUCUGCAUUUACCAACCUCAAAAAUUCACAAAGUUUAUGACAAAGAUAAUACAAAUUCAACAACUACUUAUGACAAUCAAAAAUUCAAUUUAAUAAAUACAAAAUUAAGUGAAAAAGAUGAAGAAAUUUAUUUCAAAUUAAAACUAAAUCCAAAAGAAGUUUCCAACACAGUUAAAUCAAGUCAAAAUUUAGAUAUACCAAUAAUAAUGUCAGAAAUAGAAACUACAAAUAAUGCAACUGCAUAUUCAUUUGAAUUAAUAAACACAGAACACCCAAUUAUACAAUUAGAUAAUCAAGGACAAAAUAAUCUACCUCAUUUAGAAGAUAAAAAUUUAAAAAUUACAAAAGAAAUAGAAUUAGAUACUACGCUGGUCGUAGAUAUAGGAAAGAUUGACAAGAUUGUACAUAAAAAAGAUAUAGAAGAUAAUUAUAGAAGUUUAAGUAAUUUAAAUUCAAGUUCAUCAUCACAUAGAGUAUCAAAAGUUGAUUCAAUAAAAGACAAUAAAUCGAAUUUAGAAGAAACAGAAAUUAAUAACGUUAAACAUGGAUAUCCUACAUCAAUAACAACAAAAUCAAAUACUACAAAUGACGCAAUGAAAAUUAUAUUUUCAGCUCUUUUAUUAAUUUUAUUAUCUUAUUAUAUAAGAUCUAAAUUGAUUUAG